ACAUUUCCUCUGAUGUCACGAUGCAAACAAAAUGGCGGACGUCGAGGACGAUGUGUAUCGUAAAGUCUUAGAAAUUUUUAGACGAGCAUCAUGAAAUAGCAGUUAUUUUGGUCGUGCUGACCAAUGCCUUCAAAUGGUGGAAAGUAUGGUUGUAGAGAAUGGUGUCCAGCGACUGUUUGUGGUCGGAAGCGAGGACGGAUUUUACGAAAACAUCGACAGUCCUGCGUUUCUUGGUGAUGAAGAUCCAAACAUUUUCUUUCAUCGGGUUGACUCCGAUCAGAUUAUAUAUCAACCUCGAAGGAAGAGAGCUAAGUUUAUUGGGAAAUAUUUAAUGGGAGAUGCGCUUGGUGAGGGAUCUUACGGCAAAGUGAAGGAAAUGCUCGACAGCGAAAAUCUUCGACGUUGUGCUGUGAAAAUCAUGAAACGACGAAAACUGAGAAGAAUUCCUAAUGGAGAGCAAAAUGUUCAGAGAGAAAUUCAGUUGCUGAAACGGCUGUGCCACCCAAAUGUCAUUAAACUGUACGAUGUGAUGUACGACGAACAAAAACAAAAAAUGUAUAUGAUUAUGGAAUAUUGUGUAGGAGAACUCCAAGAGAUGUUGGAAAGUGUUGAAGGACAUAAAUUUCCCAUAUGGCAGGCCCAUGGGGAUGCUGAAUGCAAAUCCUUGCAACAGAUUUACUAUUCAGGAGAUAAGAAAACACAGAUGGGUUUGUAAAAAUCACUGGAAGACAAACUACAGGGUACCCAUCCCACCCACUGAGGAAGGUGACAUGUUGCGCAGCAUGAGUGUAGUUCCUUACCUUGAUGAUCUACACAAUCCAACUCUAGAUGAGGAAGGUCCUCAAGAAUACAGUCACAUUGAGGAAUCUUACUCGGCAGAUGAUUCAUUAGAUAGUGUCAGAUCACCUGCCACUCCUAGCAGAAGAAAAUCCAUCCUGAAAAGACCAAGUCUUGGAUCAUGCAAAGCACAGUAAAAACAUACAUAAAUCUCUUAACUCCCUUAAGUUAUGAAUCAUAUUAAUAAUUGAUUGUACUGUGUUUAUUUUAUUUGGAAAACUUAUGAUUCUCUGGAAGUGGUUUGGGGGAAAACCAUUUAAAACUUUUUUCUUACGUUUGUUUAGUGUACAUAAUCAAUAUUAUUACAAUAAUUGGCCAUGAGGCAGCACGGAUUUUUGUACAUUUGUAUUUGAAGCAUCUUCCAAUUUCUACAGUCUGGUGCUAGUGAAGUCUAACAGCUGGUGUGAUUUAAUAAAAUAGCAGUGAAUUGAUUCAGA
This is a messenger RNA of Pocillopora damicornis (cauliflower coral), 1274 nucleotides long. RefSeq names its product serine/threonine-protein kinase STK11. NCBI's taxonomy places the organism in Eukaryota, Metazoa, Cnidaria, Anthozoa, Scleractinia, Pocilloporidae. Gene Ontology annotation, biological process: glucose homeostasis; establishment of cell polarity; regulation of cell growth. Gene Ontology annotation, cellular component: cytoplasm. The record is from RefSeq and is a predicted model, not a curated record. Gene Ontology annotation, molecular function: ATP binding; protein serine/threonine kinase activity; protein kinase activator activity.